This is a messenger RNA of Exophiala dermatitidis NIH/UT8656, 6057 nucleotides long. Its product is annotated as nonribosomal peptide synthase Pes1. Gene Ontology annotation, biological process: amino acid activation for nonribosomal peptide biosynthetic process; secondary metabolite biosynthetic process. The transcript has a single exon. NCBI's taxonomy places the organism in Eukaryota, Fungi, Ascomycota, Eurotiomycetes, Chaetothyriales, Herpotrichiellaceae. Gene Ontology annotation, cellular component: cytoplasm. Gene Ontology annotation, molecular function: catalytic activity; phosphopantetheine binding. The record is from RefSeq and is a predicted model, not a curated record. The coding region runs from base 1 to 6057 and encodes 2018 amino acids.
AUGACCGACCACGUUGACGGGCAUGAAGCCUUCCGCGCGAAGGCGGCUUCCACGUCUCCAGAGGAGGAAGAUGAUUUCCGCAACGGCUGGAAAGAUCAGCCGUCUUUCGAGCUGGAACUCCUGAACACCAAGUCAGGAAAAGAGCAGGUUGGCUUGUUGGUGCUUGCAUGGGCACUUCUGCUGCAUCGUGGCACCUUCACCAGGAACGACGAUGCCUUCUUCUGGGGCGUCUAUGACCUAGAAACUGGUAUUCAAUCGUCGCGACGACUUGGAGCGGCCCAACUGAGCGACAUUGUUCCGAGUGAAACACAAACCGUUACCAAUGUCCUAAGAACAUUGACAGCAUUCACCCGAGGCUUGCAAGGCCUAGUGGACUGGGAACGUCAGGUCUUGUAUCUUGCAACUGCUGAUUUGUCUUCAGCCCAGACGUACGAUGUAGGUCAAUGCCAUUCUGAAACUCCGGGUGGUCAAUCUGACAUGAGUCGUAUUCAGGCUUCUUCAACAUUUGGCAUAGAUGUCCGACUGCCAGAAAACCGCUUUUGUCUGCGGCGGUCUCGGAAAGGCAUGCUUCUGUCUCCAGAGAUGGCCGACUUCCAGAUCCAUGGAUUUGUUGACAUCAUCAAGUCCGUCUCGCUCAAUCCAGACAAGACCGUGGCGGAAACGCUGCGUGUCGGCGACCACGAAUUAGCCCGACUCUGGGAAUGGAAUAAAGAUGUUCCUCCAGUCAUCAGCCGUUGUAUGCACGACAUCAUCGCCGAAAACAUGGCUGAGCAUCCCGACAAACAAGCCGUCUUGUCUUGGGAUGGUGAAUUGACUUAUGGGCAACUCGAUCGACUCUCUGGCCAUUUGGCUGUACAGCUCUCGAGCCUGGGUGUGCGCUUGGGCACAUCAGUGCCCAUGUGUUUCGAAAAGUCCAUGUGGACUGUCGUUGGAUUGCUUGCCGUUAUGAGAGCUGGUGGCACAUUUGUCCUCACCGAUCCACAGCAGCCUGAAGGACGCCUGAGCACCAUUGCCGCCGAGGUCAAUGCACAAGUUGUCCUCACAUCUCAAAGUCAGGCCGCUCUGGGUGCGCGAAUCGCGCCUCAUGCGAGAACAGUUGUGGUCGGCCCCGAGCUCUUGAAAUUGAGCGAAGAGCCAGGUUCUUCAUCGCUGCCGCCUGUUCCCCCCUCCGCUCUCCUUUACAUCAUCUUCACCUCUGGCAGUACCGGCAAACCAAAGGGAGUCAUGAUCUCACAUGAAAACUUCACAACCGGAGCAAUACCGAGAGCAGAGGCAGUCGGCUACAAAUCGCACUCAAGAGUGCUCGAUUUUCCGUCAUAUGCUUUCGACGUGAGCAUUGAUUGUAUGCUGUGCACGCUGGUCAACGGGGGAUGCAUUUGUGUCCCAUCGGACGACCAGAGAGUCAAUGACCUUAGUGGAGCCAUCAAGGCGAUGAACGCAAACAUGGCCCAUAUGACUCCUUCCGUGGCCCGCCUGCUGUCACAAGAUGCCCUAGAAUCUCUAGAGGUGCUUGGUCUGGGAGGCGAGUCGCUCUCAGCAGGCGAUGCCGCCGUCUGGAGCAAAAUAACAAAGUUGAUCAUCGCCUACGGCCCGUCCGAAUGCACUGUAGGUUGCACCAUCAACAACGAGAUUGAUGUCACAAAGCCGUAUACAAGUAUCGGCAAAGGAGUUGGAGGCGUGACCUGGAUAACAGACCCAGACGAUCACAAUACCUUGACUCCUGUUGGAGCGGUAGGAGAGCUGUUGAUUGAGGGCUCAGUUGUGGGAGUGGGAUACCUGAACGACCCCGAAAGAACAGCUCAGGUUUUCAUCGAGGAUCCAACAUGGUUGCUCGCAGGCUCAUCGACCGUCCCCGGAAGGCGCGGGCGCCUUUACAAGACCGGUGACCUAGUCAAGUAUGAUCCGGCUGGGUCCGGGAAUCUGGUGUUUGUCGGGCGAAAGGAUCGCCAGGUCAAGCUGCGAGGUCAACGAGUCGAGCUCGCAGAAAUUGAACACCACAUACUAAAAAAGCUGCCGGAAGGGGCCAGCGUGGCAGCCGAGGUGAUCACGCCAGGAGGAAAAGAUCGUGAACCCAGUCUGGUGGCCUUCAUAGCAGAGGCAAAAGAUAUGCAGCCUUCAGACGCGGCUGAAGCCGGUGAGCACAUAUCCUUCUCCAGUGAGCUCCGUCGAUCGUUACCAGCCAUCGAGAACUAUCUUGCUUCGAAUCUCCCAAUCUACAUGGUGCCCACGGCAUAUAUUCCACUGCGCAAGAUGCCACUUCUGGUGUCAUGCAAAGUCGACCGGAAGAGGCUCCAAGACAUCGGGCUCGCAAUGACUCCCCAGCAACUGGCAAAAUUCAGGAUGGAAAUGGCCGAUAACCAUGAACCCCAAACAGAAUCAGAACAGAUCCUGCAAAAGAUUUGGAAGCAGCUCUUGGGUUCAGAGGCGGACAUUGGCGUCAAGGACAACUUCUUCGCACUCGGAGGAGACUCCCUGAAAGCGAUGAAACUUGUGGCUGCGGCGCGAGCAGAAGGGUUGUCCUUGACUGUAGCCCAGAUCUUUGCUAACCCCACUCUCUCACGGAUGGCUUCGAUGGCGGAGCGUGUCAGUGACACUCCCGAAACGGAGAUAGCCCCAUUUUCCCUUCUCCCCGGCUGGAAGGUAGAAGAUGCUCAAGCACAGGUGGCAAGUCUAUGCAAGCUCCCGCCAUCAGACAUCGAAGAUGUCUAUCCCUGUACUCCGCUCCAGGAAGGGCUCAUGGCACUAUCGGCCAAGUACAACGACGCGUACAUUGCCCAAAGAGUGGUCGAUCUAGCAGACGCCCAGUCAGCUCAUUUAUUGAAGGCGGCUUUCGAGGUCGUGUCAGCGACUUGCCCAAUCUUGCGUACUCGCAUUGUACAGGUGCCGGGCCAUGGGCUAGUUCAGGUUGUGGUGAAGGGCAAAUUGCCCUGGUACACCAGCAACAGCCUCGAAGAGUAUUUGCAGGUUGACAACGGCAAACCGAUGGGUCUGGGAGACGCCCUCGCCAGGUUCGGCCUCGUGACGGACAAGAAACAAGGCCCCGCCCAUGUUGUUUUGACCAUUCAUCAUGCUUUGUAUGACGGCUGGUCAAUGCCAUUGAUCAUUGAUAGGGUCAACAAAGCCUACCGAGGCAUGCAGACCGCCCAACCAACUCCCUUCAAAGCAUUCAUCAAAUACUUGACUGAUCGAGAUCGUCCCAGUUCGGAGACCUUCUGGAGGGAGCAGUUGCAGGGCGCCACGGGGCAACAAUUUCCAGUAAUACCGUUCCCGGGAUAUCAACCGCGUGCGGAUUCAUUGCUAGAGCAUUACAAUCAGUUUCCCAGCUCUGUCAAUUCCAACACGACCGUUGCGACUGCUAUACGCGCAGCAUGGGCCCUCGUGGCGGCGCGCUACACGUCCGAAGAGGAUGCAGUGUUUGGCGAGACUCUUACCGGACGAAAUGCACCUAUUCCAGGCAUUGCCGAAAUCGAAGGACCUCUCAUUGCCACCGUACCAACACGAGUCCGGGUUGACAGGAAUAUGCAGAUUUCGGAAUAUUUGCAGAGUGUCCAUGAGCACACCAUCCUCCGCAUCCCCCAUGAACACAUCGGCUUGCAGCAUAUAAGGCGCCUGAGUGCUGAUGCGCGGGAGGCGUGCGAGCUGCGGACGGGAAUCGUCUUGCACCCGAAUACUGCGGAUGAGCAGAACGAUGCCGCUGCCGCGAAAGAUUGCCCAGCCAAUGGCUUUGUCCCUGUCAAUGAUGUUGAAGCUGCGAAAGAGGCGCUCAAAUUCAAUUCAUAUGCGUUGAUGCUGGUGUGCUCUCUGGAUUCUCAUGGAUUCUUGACCAUGGCAAGCUUCGAUUCAAAGACUGUCGAUAGGCCUCAGAUGCAGAAAGUGCUUGAAGACUUUGGGCGCACUGUCCAGGAACUUUGCCAGGACACCAGCAAACUCAUUUGCGACCUCGAAAUCAUGAAAGAUCCAAGCCCAGCAGAUUUACUGCCAUUGACUGGUCUAGGUGUCCGCAGUCUCUCUCAGGCUACUGAACGAGACAUAAGCGCUGCCUCUGGAAACACACGGCGGACUUGGAUUGUAAAUCCUGACACACCGAAACGACUGGUACCAGCUGGCGCUGUCGGCGAGCUCUUGCUUGAAAGCGUAACCAAGCUGCCUUUCGAGCUGGUUGAUAGACCUGACUGGAUUCCGGAGACAGUUGACACGCAGACCGCUCUUUACAAAACAGGACAUAGGGCAAAAUUCAACAGCGAUGGGACGAUUGUUUUCCUAGGUCCGAAAAUCAUUGAACCAAAGGAACACAAGGCUGUUCAGGCCAAGAUGAAGAGAGAGGAUAACGCAACCCAACCGAUGACUGCCAAGCGCGAGCAGCUGCGUCGGCUCUGGAGCCGAAUUCUAGGGAUUCCCGAAAAAGACAUUGGUCCUGAAAGCAGCUUCUUCGCUCUGGGCGGAGAUUCAAUCGGGGUCAUGAAGCUUGUGUCAGAGGCUCGUCUGGAGGGUCUCGAGCUGAGUGUUGCACAGGUCUUCAGUCACAGAGUGCUGAGUACUCUGGCCGACGUGAUGAAGGCAUCGGCGCCUCAGGAGACAACCUCUCAGACCGCGGAGCCUUUCUCGGCCUUGGAGAUCAGCGAUGUGGAGAAGUUUGUAUCGCAAGAAGUCCGGCCUAAGCUUUUGCGUCUAGAGUGGAAGAUCAAAGACGUGCUGCCCGCAAGGCCUCUGCAGGAGAUUGCCGUCAAAGGAACAACCAAUCUGCCCCGGUACUCGGCACGAUACGAGCUCUUUUAUCUCGACACCCCGAUUGACCGAAGACGCAUGUUCAAGAGCUGUCAAGAGCUUGUCACACGUAACGAAAUCCUCCGCACUGUUUUUGUCAACAUACAAGGCAGGUGUUGCGGUGUUGUGCUAGAAGACUUGGAAGUCCCCAUUGUCGAGUAUGAAGUCGAAGGAGACUUGAAAGAGUUUGCAAAGAAACUGUGCGAAUUGGACAUUCAGACCAAGAUGGCCGAGGGUACACCGUUUGUGAAGUUCUUCUUUGUGCAGGGCGAAGGCGGCAAGAGUUGCUUGAUCCUGAAAAUCUCGCAUGCUCAAUACGACGAGAUCUGCCUGCCUCGCCUGUUGCAUCAGCUUGCUGCCCUAUAUGAACAGAGGCCAGUUCCAGAGACGUUGCCUUUCUCGUCGUUCGUGUACUACGUUCUCCGAGAAAACAUUCCCAAAGCCAUCCCGUACUGGCGUGAGCUUCUGAAAGGCUCCACAAUGACGGUACUGCGCCCGAAUAUUGCUCUCAAGUCAAGGAAGCCUGCUGCUAUUUCCAGGACGUUUGACAUCUCGGGUCGGGACAGAGAGAUCACCAUUGCCACUUUGCCAACCGCCGCGUGGGCGCUUUGCCUCGCACACCGUUUAUCAACAAGAGACGUAACAUUUGGAGAGGUUGUCAGUGGCCGGAACAUCGGGCUCCCCAACUGUGACCUGAUAAUGGGGCCGACAUGGCAGUAUGUCCCGGUCAGAGUGAGAUUUGGUGAUAGCUGGACCGGACUGGACUUGCUGAAUUUUGUCCAGCAGCAACACAUUGAAAGCUCGCGGUUCGAGAGUAUGGGAUUAAAGGAGAUUGCACAGUUCUGCACCGACUGGCCAGAGACGGUCAACUGGUUUGACUCGGUUGUGCACCAGGAUGUCGAGCAUGUCGAAAGUUUAUCAUUCCUUUCAGCAAACAGUCGGAUGGAAACUGUUUAUCCCCAUCUGGAGCCACUCCGGGAGUGGAAAAUCCAAGCAUUCUUGAAGGACAACUCUCUCACGCUGGAGAUUGUCACCUUCGAGGACUGGUUGGAGUUUGGCACAACUUUGCUUGAGGAACUUGGCGCGUGUUUGGAGCUGCUGGUCAACAAGCCGCAGUCACCAGUCUUUCAGUCAAUUGCAGAUCCUGAUACUCGAAGUCACGAAGUGCCAGUGUUUCAGCCGAAUGGUCAUUCGGUCCUUGACGUGAAGACAGCCAGCAAUAUUGAUACCAGCGGCGUCAACGGGAAAGUGCCCAAGUCCAUGACAGUGCAGCUGAAAAGCCAAGCUGUUUGA